GACUUUUCCCAUCAGUCUGCAGAUUGCUUCAGUGCCGAACAGUAUGGCUACCAAAAUAUUGCAGUGUUUGUCCUCCCACUGAAAUUCCUCCGCGAAAGGACCCCAAAAGUGCCAUUAAUUGCGUGAAAAUCACAUUAAAUAGCCGAGUGAGUGGUGCGUGAUAUCACGAAGGUGUGGGAUUUGUGCAAAAACUCACGCGAAAUUCGAAACUGCCAAAAUGACCUCAAAUAGUUGCUCUGCUGUGCUGAGCAUCUAUUGCUUCCUACUCAGUUUUCUUCUGGUCAAUGGACAAUUGGCCGAGAAAUUGAGCUCACAGAAUCCGUGCGUGAGCAAAGCCACAUGUCACGAUUGCAUCCAGACCAAGAGUUGUGCGUGGUGCCUUCAGCCACAGGCAGACUAUGGCGAUUUGCCACGAUGCUUCCAGCCAAGUUAUGGAGUUGGGGAUUCCAGGUGUCCUGAGGAAUACACCUACAACCCAGACAAUGAGAUGAUCCCACUUUUGAAUAUGGAACUCACAAGGAGAGUCAGUGGGGCUGCAGCUGAGGGUGGUGGAGCCAUGGCUGGAGGCUACAGUGCAAGUGGAUACAGCUCCAGUGGAAGUUCCUAUCAAGCCUCAUCGUCUUCUUCCUCACACUAUGGAAGUUCGUCCAGCAGUGGGAGCACUUAUGGAUUUGGAGCUGCUGCCUCUGGAGGAAUCGUCCAAAUUAGCCCACAGAGAGUUAAACUAAAGCUGCGAAUAAAUGAGGAAUAUCACCUCAAUAUGAGAUACUCACAAGCCGAAGACUAUCCUAUUGAUCUCUACUACCUUAUGGACUUAUCAAAAUCCAUGGAAGAUGACAAGAACAGCCUCUCCUAUCUUGGGAAUUCUCUGUCGGAAACAAUGCGAAAUAUCACAUCGAAUUUCCGUCUUGGAUUUGGAUCAUUUGUGGACAAGGUUCUAAUGCCAUACGUCUCAACAGUGCCAAAGAAUUUGCUAGCACCGUGUGACAAUUGUGCUGCUCCAUAUGGCUUUAGAAAUGUUAUGAGACUUAGUAAGGAUACACAUUAUUUCUCCGAGGAAGUGGCCAGAGCGAGUGUUUCGGGCAAUUUGGAUGCUCCUGAGGGUGGAUUUGAUGCCAUAAUGCAAGCAAUUGCUUGCCGGGAACAUAUUGGAUGGCGUGAACAGGCAAGACGAUUGCUGGUAUUCUCAACUGAUGCUGGAUUCCAUUAUGCUGGAGAUGGGAAAUUGGGUGGGGUUAUCACGCCGAAUGAUGGGGAAUGUCAUCUGGACAAGAGAGGAGAAUAUACACAUUCAAAGAUUCAGGAUUAUCCAAGUAUUUCGCAGAUCAAUCUAAAAGUCAAACAAAAUGCCAUCAAUGUUAUUUUUGCCGUGACAAAGCAACAAAUUGAAGUGUACAAGAAACUCUCUGAACACAUUGAGGGAUCAUCAGCUGCUGAAUUAUCAUCAAAUUCAUCCAAUGUUGUUCAAUUGGUCGAAGAAGAGUACAAUAAAAUUUCCUCAUCGGUUGUGAUGAAGGAUAAUGCCACAAGUGCCGUUAAAAUUACUUACUAUUCCUCCUGCCUCGAUGGAGGAAAAAUGGUGCAGACAAACAAAUGCGAUGGCCUGAAAGUAGGAGAUAUGGUGGAAUUCCGUGCCAAUAUUCUUGUGCAAUCUUGUCCACAAAAUCCAAGGGAUUGGUUCCAGACAUUCCAGAUUUAUCCCGUGGGUAUCAAUGAGAGCUUGAUUGUUGACCUUCAAAUGCUUUGUGACUGCGAAUGCGAACAUCCUGAUCAUCGUGGCUACGUUUCAAAUGCCGCUGAAUGCAACUACCACGGUACCUUGAAAUGCGGUAUCUGCGAAUGCUAUGACCAGUAUUUCGGGCGAAACUGUGAAUGCGGCGUUCUGGACAUUCACAGUGCAAUUGACCGGGAUCGAGCCUGUCGUCCGGACAACAGUACAGUCGACUGCAGCGGACGCGGGACGUGCAUCUGUGGGGUGUGCGAAUGCGAAAAGCGUCCUAAUGCUGAAGAGGUGAUUUCCGGGAAGUUCUGCGAAUGUGACAAUUUCUCGUGUGAUCGACACAACGGAUUGCUGUGCUCAGGUCCGGAUCAUGGGGUUUGUCAGUGCGGUGUUUGUGCCUGUCGGGAGGGAUGGACGGGAACAGCUUGUGACUGUCGGGCUUCCAAUGACACCUGUAUCAAUCCCAAUGACGGAGAAAUUUGUUCUGGGAAUGGAGAAUGUGUCUGUGGCACGUGCAAUUGCAAGAUCACGGACGAGGGCCGGUAUUCUGGGCGGUACUGCGAGAAGUGCCCAACUUGUUCGGGACGCUGCCAUGAAUUCAAGGAUUGUGUUCAGUGUCAGAUGUAUCAGACGGGACCAAUGGGAGAUGACAAGGAUCUCUGUGCCCAGAAUUGCACACUCUUCACGCCCAUCCCGGAGGAAACAGUGACUGCCGAUGAGACAAAGGAUGAGGUCUUAUGCACCUUCUACGAUGAAGAUGACUGUCGUUUCCAGUUUGUCUACACGGAUCGCGAUGAUGACAAAGUCGUGGUGAGGGCACAGGAGGAACGGGAGUGUCCACCGAAAGUGUUCAUGUUGGGUGUUGUUCUGGGCGUAAUUGCAGCAAUUGUCCUGAUAGGAUUGGCCAUUCUCCUGCUGUGGAAACUUCUCACCACGAUCAAUGAUCGACGGGAGUUUGCACGCUUCGAGAAGGAGAGGAUGAUGGCCAAAUGGGAUACGGGUGAAAAUCCUAUUUACAAGCAAGCUACAUCCACCUUCAAGAAUCCAACGUACGCUGGAAAGUAAAGCCACAAAGUAAAUGUUCAAGUGAAACACAAAAAAUGAAAAGAAAGUCACAAGAAAAAAAUUGAGGGAGAAAGUGGGAUAUGUUGUAUUUUGGAAAGUAAUUUACCAAAGGAUGUUGUUUCUGUUGUAUAGGAAGAUGAAGAAGAAAAAAAAGUAAGUCCUCUUUUUUUUAACAAAAACAAAAAAAACUUUUAACUAAUGUGCCGAAAAUCAAAAAUGUGUUGUAGAAAGGAAAUAGCUGAAGAAAAAGCUUUCGGGAAAUUGUCUUUCUACUUAAUAAUUCUUUUUUUUUAAUCAAAAAGAAAACCCAAAAAAAAACAAGUGCUUAAAUGAAUCGAAUAAGAUGAAACGACAAAGAAAAUGUGCCUAAUUUUUUCGCCUUUCUAAUUCUAUUUUACGUGUGUGUACUUAUUAAAUAAAAAAGUUAGUAAAAUCGAAAUUAUUCGGAAAAAGUGAGGCCUUUCGAAAUCAGUGGCUUCACAUUUUUUACAAAAAUAAUCUUUAUCGCUUCUAAAAUUGGUCUCUUAAUUUUUCUAAUAGAAAAAAAUUAUACAAAAAAUAAUCACGCAUAAAAUCCAUAAGAAAAAAACUUUUUUUUCGAAAACCGCACUUUCGCCAAGGAAAAAUAUAUAUUUAUCUACACUACGCGUAAUAAAAAAAAUGAGAAAGUUUAUUAUUAAAAAAAUACUUAUCGAUAGCAAUAAAUAGAGAAUAACAAGUGCAUUAAUUAAUUGUAAUAUUUAAAUAAAACAAAUAGGUAAUAGCAAGUAUUUAGAAAAAAAAUGUCACUAGAAAUGUCUUCAAUAAGAAUUUAUUAAUGUAUUUUUUCUCUAAUAUGUGAAAAAAAAACGGAUUUGUAUUGGCCCUCAGUAAUUUUUUUUAGUUUAUUAUACAUGAAGCAGUAAAAACAGUGAAUUUAGAAUACUUUUUUUUAAAGAAAAUAACAAAACUAAUUUUUAUAGACUGUUAAGUUCACUAAAGAAAUUGUAUAAAAUUGAUUAAUAGAGUUCUUUUUUUGAUUCAUAUUAGUUCUAUUUUGCGACAGUAAUUUACAAGAAUUAAAAUAAUAAUGACGAAAAA
Messenger RNA from Phlebotomus papatasi, 3865 nucleotides. RefSeq names its product integrin beta-PS (gene mys). The coding region runs from base 218 to 2785 and encodes 855 amino acids. Gene Ontology annotation, molecular function: integrin binding. The record is from RefSeq and is a predicted model, not a curated record. Gene Ontology annotation, biological process: integrin-mediated signaling pathway; cell migration; cell adhesion mediated by integrin. The transcript has 8 exons. Lineage: Eukaryota; Metazoa; Arthropoda; Insecta; Diptera; Psychodidae. Gene Ontology annotation, cellular component: cell surface; integrin complex; focal adhesion.